This is a messenger RNA of Ostrinia nubilalis (European corn borer), 775 nucleotides long. RefSeq names its product complex III assembly factor LYRM7. Gene Ontology annotation, molecular function: protein folding chaperone. The coding region runs from base 101 to 466 and encodes 121 amino acids. Gene Ontology annotation, biological process: mitochondrial respiratory chain complex III assembly. The record is from RefSeq and is a predicted model, not a curated record. NCBI's taxonomy places the organism in Eukaryota, Metazoa, Arthropoda, Insecta, Lepidoptera, Crambidae. Gene Ontology annotation, cellular component: mitochondrial matrix. The transcript is spliced from 4 exons.
AAAAAGUCGUAGUAAAAAGUAAGUUUAUUUUUGUCGAUUAGUUUUAUUGUGAAAGGAAAAAUUAAAUAACCUAGAUGAUAGACACACCUUUUCGAUAAAUAUGAAUCAAUUAAGGCAAUCGGUACUACAAAGCUUUAAGAGAUUACAUCGCACCCGGAUGAAGGUGUUUGCUGGCGACGACAAAGCUCUUUUAGCUGCGAGACACAAAAUUAAUGAAGAAUUUAGCAAAAACAAACAGGUUCAAGACGAGGAUGCUAUCAAAGCAUUGGUUAAAUUAGGUGAAGAUGUAGAAAGAGAACUCAAGACACAGAUUAUACAGGCCAAACAAAUAAAACCUGGAGUGUUUCAGGCCAAAAUAACAAAUGAUACCCUAAAAUUAGAUAAUCUUCCUUACAAUGAAAGUGCAAUAUUAGAAGAACCAAAUCCAGGGAGACCUUGCUGUCAGAGUAAACAGGAAAAUAAAUAGUGUUUAAUUGAUGGAUGCAGCCAAAAAUCAAGCAAAGAAAAAUAAAUACAGUAAUAUAGAAAGAAAAAAAAAAUUUUAUUCCUUUUAUGGAAUGUCUGUUACUAAAAUCGUUACCCAUGUCUUUUGUUUAGGUAUUCUCUUUAUUACCCUCUUACAGAAUAAAAAUUUUGAAACAGAAGAAAAAAAUCUAAUUGUGCUUUACGAAUAGUAUAUCUACUGGUGUGUUAUUUUGUUGUUUCCAUGAGUUAAAGCUACUAGUAGAAGUUUCAAUUUAAAUCAGUAAUAAAAUCAAAUUGCAUUAAAUAUUAU